This is a messenger RNA of Aspergillus ochraceoroseus IBT 24754, 915 nucleotides long. Its product is annotated as thioesterase family protein. Lineage: Eukaryota; Fungi; Ascomycota; Eurotiomycetes; Eurotiales; Aspergillaceae. The record is from RefSeq and is a predicted model, not a curated record. The transcript is spliced from 3 exons. Bases 1 to 915 code for a protein of 304 amino acids.
AUGCCGUCCCAUCACGCCCCAUCCUUGCUGGAAGCAACAUCGUCCGUUUCUCUCAAGAAUGGAAGUCGAAAUGAGUUUGUAACGAAUAUUUCCCCUGACUGGUGCUCACAGCAUUCUGUGUUGGGAGGUUAUCUAAACGCAUUAAUACUGACUGCCACACGCAAAUUCGUUGAUCAAGAAUUCGGCCAGGGCCGAUACCCUGACCCCAUUCAUGUAUUUGUACAGUUUUUGCACAUGGUUUCACCAGGCCCCGUGUCGAUAUCUUGCAAGCCGCUUCGCACCUCCUCCCGACAGUGCGUUGUGCAGGCGGAACUCACAGGGCCACAAUCCCCCUCCGACGGAUCGCAAGUCUCUGCCACUGUCUGCAUUGUCACAUUUGCAGACUUAACCAAGGAGAGCGGUCUCACUCAAGAAACCAAGCCCUCAGUUGCGACCCCAAUCCCCAACCGCGAAACAGAAUGCGUCAGAAUUGAUGGUCCUGUCGUCGACGCUACUCCGAUAGCACGAAAGUUGCAUUUGGUGGCUCCAUUUUCUCCAGACGGUCUUUGGGGUCACAGGCUGGGAGGACACCGUAGAGAGCUCUGGCUGUCAUUUCGCGACGGCACUAAAAUCUCGAGCCUACUUCAUUUGGCCUUCUUUGCUGAUACACCCCUCCAACCUCCCGCUACCCACCAGGCUGGGUUCUAUUCACAAUAUGCCCUCUCUACACUCUGUCUCUCGUUGGAGUUCAAAAAGCGGCCCGACCCAUCGACCGAAUGGGUCCUCAUUCGAUCCAAUUCCACUCAAGUAUCCGAGGGCCGGUACGAUAUGAACAUGGAGAUCCUUGAUGAAGCGGGGGAUUUGCUUGCGUUAAGCAAUCAUGUUGUAUAUGUUUUCAAUUUACGGUCUCGGACGAAGAAGGCAUCCAAAAUAUAG